AUGAGCGCAAUGGCCUCCCUGCCAUCGAUCCCCGCGGUCUUUCACGCCCGCAAGAGUAAAAUUGUCGAAGAGCUCGCCUUACCAGAUGCCAACUACACCGAUUUAUCUCCAAAAGGGUCGGUGGACGAAGGAGUCCGCGAUCUCAUCCGCGAUAUUAAUGCCCUGCCCGGUCUCGUCACCACAAGCAGUUGCGCUGGGCGCAUCAGCGUGUUUCUGGAAGGGCACAAGAAGACAUCCGCACCGUCGAGCGACGUGGAACCUCGACAAUUCGCUGCAACAGGAGGCAAAGGCGCAGGCCGAUGGUUGUAUGUCUCGCAUGAUCCUUUUGAUCGAUCCGAAGCCAAUGCGGCCGCCUCGGACAAACCACUACAUCGGCGCUUUGGCUUGGUCCCCGGCAAUGGAAAGCCGCCAGUGCUCAGUGCCACUCGCUCUCUGCGCAUGGUCCGCUUUCACUACGACCCAUUGAUCCUUCACAUCAUGGCGGCUACUUUAAACCAUGCGCAGCCAGUUCUUGCUGCCGCAUCAGCCUCUGGCUUUCGUGAGAGUGGGCUGCAAGGCCUGCGCUGCUUGGACAGCGAUACUAGCCCUAUCGUGGCUGUACGCUCCGCCGGGUUGUCUUUCGAAUCUGUCAUCGGCUACUGCGAUGACAAUGACGAUGACCAAAGCACUGAAGCGCCAACUAUCCACAGCUUGGUGACGGAGGAGUAUCUGGAAUUGCUGAUUGCGAUGUCCGACGAGAGAUUCGCUAUUAAUAUCGAGCGCAAAGAACGUUUCCGGACCAUGCUACUGGCGUCAUGUUCUGCAGAACAGCAUCAAGGCUCGACUAGGGGGAAGCAAUCAGGCUGGGAGGAUCCAGUGGCUCGAAGGGAACGGAAGCGUGCGGAGGGAUUGAUGAGGAAAAAGCUCCUGGAGAGCUCGAAAGGACUAGAAAAUGUGCAGCAGGAUGACAUCAUGAAUGCCGAGAUAGAUACUGAUCUUCGAUAA
Messenger RNA from Penicillium macrosclerotiorum, 984 nucleotides. Its product is annotated as tRNA wybutosine-synthesizing 3 family protein. Gene Ontology annotation, molecular function: tRNA methyltransferase activity. Gene Ontology annotation, cellular component: cytoplasm. NCBI's taxonomy places the organism in Eukaryota, Fungi, Ascomycota, Eurotiomycetes, Eurotiales, Aspergillaceae. The coding region runs from base 1 to 984 and encodes 327 amino acids. The transcript is spliced from 2 exons. The record is from RefSeq and is a predicted model, not a curated record. Gene Ontology annotation, biological process: tRNA methylation.